AUGUCUCCAAUCGAAAUCGAAGAUGACGAUGAUGUCAGAGAGUUCUUGUGUUACCAGUUUGAGCAUUCGGAUAAAUUCACCCCGUUAUUCAUCGAGACAAUGCAACACAUCAAUACCACAAUAUAUGUGGACAGUGUGGCUGAGGAGUAUGGUGUGGAAUUCAAAUGCAAUCCGUCUCCAUUAGAAGUGGUAGUAAGCAAUGAUCAAUUGCCCGACCCACCGCAAACAUCAAACGUUGUGACUAACCAAGUCAGUGGUGCACGUGACAUUAACAAUAAUUAUGAAUACAUGACACUGCCUUUAGCAUCAACAACAGAUCUGCCAUCAUCAUCCACCAUCCCAUCUACGUGUGUAAGCGACAUUCCACUUCGAGACCUUCCCAAAACAUCAAACCUCAUUAGUCGUCAAGUUCUCACGUCGUUUGAUGAUGCUGCAUUCACCAAUGCAAAAAUGCUGGAAUAUACUGAUUCAUUAUGUGAACCGAUCAAUAUAGUUGUUGGGCAAACGUUUAAGGAUAAGAGUCAGUGCCAGUAUGCUUUGAGCCAAUUUGCAAGUAGCAAUAAUUUCCAGUAUAGAGUAAUAUACUCAAAUGCUAGGAGAUUUACUGUGGUGUGCUUGAAAGAUACAUGUGAAUGGAGAGUUCAUGCAUCUCGAGUGAAUGAUACAGGGAUAUUCAAAAUACGGAGUUAUACGUCAAAACACACGUGCGGCAUAACAUUGAUGAAGAGCGAUCACUGUUAUAGCAAGGCAUGGAGAGCUUGGGAGCUUGCACUUAAUCACGUGAUGGGGUCUUACGAAGACUCCUACAAUCAACUCCCUUUGUAUUUGCAUGAGUUGAGGACAGCCAACCCAGGGAUAGUUACUGUCGUGCUUGUUAACCAACAGACUUGCAGGUUCGAGAGAUGUUUUAUAGCUCGGACAAUGCAUUUGAAGUUUUCAAAAAUCAUUGCGAAGGUUGCAUUUGACAUCGGCGAAUCAGAGAACAACAGUAGUUGGAAUUGGUUACUUACCUACCUUAACGAUGUGUUAGGGUCUGUGGAGGGUCUUGUAAUUAUAUUCAACCGACAUAAAGGUCUAAUGAAAGAGGUUCCCCAAGUCUUCCCGUGUGCAAUACAUGGGUAUUAUGAGUACCACAUCUACAGAAACUUGGUGGACACUUUUAAGGACAAGUCAUUGGAGAUGUAUUACUGGAGGGCUGUGAAGACUUGCAGGAGUACCGAAUUUGAAAAAUUAAUGCAUGAUAUCAAAAUGACCAAUCCCCCAGUACAUGCAUGGCUAACAGAAAUUGGGUUCGAGAGAUGGGCAUCUUCGCAUGAAAGAAGAUUCAACUUGGUCACGACAAACAUAUCUGAGUGCAUUAAUGCCAUUUUCAAAGAAGCACGCGAAUACGCCGUUACGAAAUUGAUAGAGGUUGUAAUAUUCAAGAUACACGAAUUAUUUUAUAAGAAAAGAGAAUCUGCAGCAUCAUUUGUGGGUCCAUUGACACCAUGGGUGGAGAAACAGUUAAAGGAUCUCAUGCAGAAGGCGGGAGAUGUUCGCCGUGAUACUAUUUUUCGAGAUGAGUACUAUGUCGAGAUUAUAACGAUACAGUGA
This is a messenger RNA of Magnolia sinica, 1593 nucleotides long. RefSeq lists its product as uncharacterized. The transcript is spliced from 4 exons. Gene Ontology annotation, biological process: DNA transposition. The record is from RefSeq and is a predicted model, not a curated record. NCBI's taxonomy places the organism in Eukaryota, Viridiplantae, Streptophyta, Magnoliopsida, Magnoliales, Magnoliaceae. Gene Ontology annotation, molecular function: DNA binding; transposase activity. The coding region runs from base 1 to 1593 and encodes 530 amino acids.